This is a messenger RNA of Corythoichthys intestinalis (scribbled pipefish), 5038 nucleotides long. Its product is annotated as class I histocompatibility antigen, F10 alpha chain-like. The transcript is spliced from 7 exons. Gene Ontology annotation, biological process: immune response. The record is from RefSeq and is a predicted model, not a curated record. Gene Ontology annotation, cellular component: external side of plasma membrane. NCBI's taxonomy places the organism in Eukaryota, Metazoa, Chordata, Actinopteri, Syngnathiformes, Syngnathidae. Bases 81 to 1187 code for a protein of 368 amino acids.
CUGACGCAACACUUUUUCUUUACUUUCAGUUUCUUUCUGAGACCCAAAACUUGUGGGAAAAACGUCUUUUUCUACUUUAAAUGAUGCUAAUCACGACGGCGAAGUCAUUUUUCUUCCUUGUUGUGGCCGUGCAACUUAACAAUGUGACUCCCGUGAUUCACACGCUGAAAUAUUUCCGCACGGCGUCGACAAGCAUCGCGGGCUUCCCGGAGUACAUCGAAGUGGGUUACGUGGACGGGGUUGAGUUCAUCCACUAUGACAGCCACAGCAAGAAAGCUCAAGCCAAGCAGCCCUGGAUGGAGAAAGUCACAGCAGACAAUCCUGGGUACUGGGAGACGGAGACGCUGAGAAAUACUGUCAAUGAGCACGUCUUCCAAGUCAACAUUGGAAUUGCCAAAAAGCGCUUCAACCAUACGACAGGUGUUCACAUACUCCAGUGGAUGUUUGGAUGUGAAUGGAAUGAUGAAAACAAUGAAGUGGAUGGCUGGAAUCAGCACAGUUAUGACGGAGAAGACUUCAUCUCACUGGAUACCAAGACCAUGACAUACGUCGCGGCAAAACAACAAGCUUUUAUCACCAAACUUAAGUGGGACCGCGACGAUGCCCGAAAAAAACACCGGAAGCAUUACUACACGGAGAUUUGUCCUUCCGAGUUGAAGAAGCUGGUGAACUACGGGAGGAACGACCUAUUGAGAAAACAGCUUCCAAAGGUGUCGCUCCUCCAGAAGACUCCGUCAUCUCCGGUCACCUGCCACGCGACGGGUUUCUACCCGGACACAGCUGACCUUUUCUGGCGGAAAGACGGCGAGCAGCUCCACGAGGACGUGGAGCUCGGCCAGACCCUCCCAAAUCAUGACGGAACCUUCCAGAUGACGGUGGACCUGAAGGUGCAGGUGACCCCAGAGGUGGACGGCCAGUACGAAUGUGUCUUUCAGCUGUCCGGUGUCAAGGAUGAAAUGGUCACCAAGCUGGAGAGAAGAAACAUCCUGAGCAACAUACGCAUUGAAGAAGAAGCAAAGAAGAAGAAGCACAUCGGCAUCGCUUCCUUGUUAGUGGUCGUCGCUCUGGUGGUCCUCAUUCUGACCGUCGUCUUCGUUGUCAAGCGGCGCAAAUGCAAACUUGAUGAUUACACUCCAGCAGAUAAAGGCGGUGAAGUCCAGCUCUCCGAGGCGAGUGACGAAACCUGAGCGAGAUAAAUCUGCUUGGGCGGGAUGCUCGUUUGGACUCUCAAUGGUUUGCAGAUUUUUAAUGAUAUUUUUUUGCAAAUAUUUGAGCGCUGGUGUUGGGAACAGGAGCGUGAGAAAGUAUCGAAACGGUGAUAUAUCAUGAAACUUUGUAUCACAAAAGGUUAUCGAUAAAGAUGUCCAGAUCGAUCGGGUCCGAUCACGUCAUUUUCAAAGUAUCGGAAUCGGCAAAAAAAUAUCGGACAUGCCUUUUUUUAAUAUAUACCCUAAUUUUCGGACUAUAAGCCGCUGCUUUUUUCCCUCAUUUUGAAUCCUUAUUUGAUGAUUUAUUUGGGUUAAUAGGUAAAACUUUAUUUGACAGCGGCAUCAUAAGACUGUCAUAAGAACGUCAUAAUUAUGACAUGACACUAUCAUGGGCAUGACUGAAUGCUUAUGACAGAUGUCAAUAUGUGUCAUGUGGCAUAUUAUGUCACUAACUGGCAUAUUAUGUCCAGCUCAGAUCUUUUACGUCCAUUCAAAAGUGAGAUAAUUUGCUGGAUGACACUAACCGACAUCUAUUAUAAGCAUUCAUUAAUGCUUAUGACAGUGUCAUGUAAUAAUUAUGACAGUAUUAUAGCACCACUAUCCAAGAAAAUGUUACCAAAUACAAUAGCUAGCAAUAAAUGAAACAACUGGACCAGUAACUGAAGAAUUAAUUAGCACAGAACAUGAAUUUUGAUUGUUAUUUACAUCUGUAGUGCCGCAAUGUAUGCUAGGAGGAAUGUUGGAUGUUGACAGAAGGUGGCAGCAGAGGUUGGCUGUCUCCCCCAAGGGAGCAGUGAUGGCCAAAUGAAGAUUUUUGAAACAAUAAGGCUUUGCAGCCAAUUGGUUCAAAGCUUCAUGGUGGUUCAUUUGAUUUCAUGACAUUCUUAUAAUGCCUUUGUCAAAUGAAGUGUUACCAGUUAAUAUCUUUUGGUGUAAAUAUCCCAUAAUACAGUGAUGACAACUGCGGCUUAUAGUCCAGUGCGUCUUAUCUAUGAACAAAUACUGUUUUCAUGUCAAAUUUGGUGGCUGGCGGCUUAUAGUCAGGUGCGCCUUAUAGUCCAGAAAUUACGGUAUAUAUUUUUUAAUUAAAUCGUUUUCUAAUUGUAUUUAACGUUACAGACAAAAUGUCUUACACUCAUCCAGUCUUUAGUUUUGGUUAUAAUUAGGGCUGUCAAAAUUAUCGCGUUAACGGGCGGUAAUUAAUUUUUUUAAUUAAUCACGUUAAAAUAUUUGACGCAAUUAACGCACAUGUCCCGCUCAGACAGUAUUCUGCCUUUUGGUAAGUUUUACAGUAAGGCUUUUUGUACAUGGUUUAUUGUUUUCUUGCCAGUUCACUAUGGCUACACGAUGUCUCGGGCUGAUAAUGUUGUGCUUAUAUGAUCCUUGGACAAGAUUUGUCCGUAAGUAUGGUUGUUGUGAAGAAUGUACAUAUUAUGUAAGUAAACGAAACGUUCUAUUUUUUGUAUGAGACGCUUUUUGUUUAUGUUUAGUGAACCUGUAUAGCGUGCUAAGCUAACGUUGUUGCUAAUGCAAUGCUUGGGUACUUUUUUUUGUAGUUUUACGACGCUCUAAAGAGGACAAUGGUUUGAGGCCAUUUUAUUAACAAAUAAGAGGAAAAAGGAAGAAGUCUGAUUAUUAAGGCGUCGUUCACUAGCUGUCUAGCUUUGGAAAAAGUAGACGCUUCGGAGUGAGGACAGCAUAGACAGAUUUAAAUGACAGAAGAGUGAAAUGCCCACUACAGUCCUUAUGUACCGUAUGUUGAAUGUAUAUAUCCAUCUUGUGUCUUAUCUUUCCAUUCCAACAAUUUAUUUUACAGAAUAUAUAUAUAAUUUACAGAAAAAUAUGGCAUAUUUUAUACAUGGUUUGAAUUGCGAUUAAUUACGUUUAAUUAAUUUUUAAGCUGUAAUUAACUCGAUUAAAAAUUUUAAUCGUUUGACAGCCCUAGUUAUAAUUAUUUUUUUUUUAAAAUUACUUUAAAAUAAUUAAUGCAAUUAACGCAUGCGCUAAACGAGCCACUCACGCAUUGUCGUGUUCAAUCUAUAAUAGCGCCGUUUUACCUAUAUAUAGAGCUAAAAGGCAGGGUAAAACGAGUAGAGUGAAUUUUGGCAGUCUUUGGCACCUUUUUUUAAUUGGCUAAAGCCUUAAAAUCCCUCUCUCAACAAUUUGAAAAAUCGUUGGAAAGCAAUGUAGGGAAGAAAGGUAGUAGUUGAUCUUUUUCUUUACACCCUAUGUUAUUUCCCAACCCAGAGAAGAUAUAUCAAUUGGUGCCAAUACGCACAGUCAUGGUUGCACUUCCCAUCAUGCAUUUGGGCAGAAGUUAAAUGGCUACAGUGUCAUUUACUGAAAGCUCAACAAAUACACUCGAUGGCAAUAUUUAGUCACAAUAUACAAAGUCACAUUUAUCCUUUAAGAAUUACAAGUCUUUCUAUCCGUGGAUCCCUUUCACAGAAAGAAUGUUAAAAAUGUAAAUGGCUUCUUGAGGAUUUAUUGUCAUAAUGAACAAAUACAGUACUUAUGUACUGUAUGUUGAAUGUAUUCGUCCAAGUUUUAAUCAUUUUUUUUCUUAAUGCAUUGCCAAAAUGUUUAUGAUCGGGAAAAAUUAUCAGGAAUGAUUGGAAUUGAAUAAGGAGCAAAAAAAAAAGCAAUCGGAUGGGGAAAUAUCGGGAUCGGCAGAUACUCAAACUAAAACAAUCAGGAUCGGAUCGGGAGCAAAAAAACAUGAUCGGAACAACCCUAGUUGUGUCUGUUGCCAAGUUGUAUUAAAAGUGCCAAAGACCAACUCCACUCUCUGCUCCUUGUGUUCUAACCGACACUGAAUGAACCAUAAAACUUAUUGAACCCAGAACCUCAUACAGUCCAAUUAGUCCAAAUUAGAAUCAAUAAUAGAAUCGAAUCGUUAAGCAAUAUCGAUAAUCGAAUCGGAAUUGUAAAAAUCUUCUCAAUUCCCAUCCCUAACAGGAAGUGACCUAUAAAUCAAGCAUGAAAAUCUCUCACCUUUCGGGGAAAUUCGCCGUUUUGAAGUCAAAAAGGGCGACCUACGUGAAUUGCGUAGAUCCGAGGAGAAAUUCUUUUUGGGAGGAGGGGGGGGGUCGGGAGGUUUUAUUAAAUUAUUAUUAUUAUUAUCAUCAUGUGAUUAACUUAGUACGUAAACUGAUCGGUUCUUUAAAAAAGUGACACGGACAGUCAGCAAAUCCUUCUAGAUGCUUCGCUGACGAGAACCAAUCAUCGGCCCAAUCUGCGUUCCAUUAUUCCAAAUGCGCGCACUCCUUACGCGUGUACAUGGAGUGCUCGGAGAGCCUUCGGUUGAAUUGCAAAGCAGCGAAAACAAAAAGCAGGCCUUAUCCACAUCGGGGCAGACCAGAGCGCAGCAUACACACUUGCCUGUAUUUGCCAGCAGAUUGAAUUUGGUCAGUAAUGGUUUCAAUCGUUUUCACGUUUUGCGAUAUAAAAAAGUUACUGCCAUUCGUUGCAGCUUGCGUUGAACACUGCCAGAGCUAGCCAAAUCUCCCAUGAAAAAAAAUAGCUCCCGUUAAAUUGGCGUCAAGCUUGUGUAUUUAACGGUAAUAUAAACGAAGAAACACACUGUUGAGUCAAAUUAAGUGGCAUUCUCUCGGAUGGAGGGGGCGCCUCACAUCGCUCCCGUCGUCCGCCGGAGACGCGUUAUUUUCGGCUUGGAUUUGAGCUGACGGCCGGUGUCGGCACAACAGCGGCCCGACGAGUGGUGGGAAUGAGUCCUGCUUCUUAAAGCUUUUCAGAAAUACAGGGAUCCUUCGUUUUUCGCGGUUAAUGGGGACCAGAACCCGCCGCAAUAAGUGAAAACCGCGAAGUAG